UGGCUUGGUCUCGUUUAUUUUAGUAGGCCUAGCCUACUACCCAAGCAAAUGUGUAUACUUGUGUGUGCCAACACAAGUUUACACAAGCAACUGUACGAGUGCAGGAUGCUGAUUCAGGAGUUUAUAAUUCCUAACAAGAGGGAGGUUCUUGAUGUGUGUGCGCUCGAGUUACAUUUUUAUUGGAAACAGACAGACAGGGAGAGAGAGGGACUGAUAACACGCCGAGACAUGAGGCUGAACAGAGUGUAUAAAGAGCCACAGAACUAUGUGGACUAUCGAGAGGAACGAGAGACGACCGCAGUGAGAGCACCAGGAAACACUGAAUUACCUGUGGAGGAACUGAGAAAGAAAGAAAAGGGAACGUAUAAACUUCGCUUUCAUUCAUAGCUGUUUCAGCCACUGGACGUCUCAGAAGAUUGCUGAGAUGGCUUUGAACCACAGUGAGCUCCUUUUCUCCUCUUCUCUCUUACACCUCAUCACGCCCUCAAUCCCAGUUGCCAGUCUGUCUUUAAACACAUCAACACCGCAUCUAGCCAACUCUGGAACAAUCAUGAGCAACAGAGGUGGGGCAAUCGCUGGUGCUGCCAUCCUCGGCCUCGUGUUCCUCCUUGGCGUUCCUGGGAACGUCUUCAUUAUCUGGAGCAUCCUGGCUCGAGCUCGCCAGCGCUCCGUCACCACCCUCCUGAUCCUAAAUCUGGCCUUCGCUGACGGGUUCCUCAUGCUGCUGACGCCCUUCUUCAUGGUUUAUUUGGCAAAACGCAGUUGGAUUUUCAGUGAGGCACUGUGCAAAGUCUUGUUCUAUCUCUGUUGCACCAACAUGUAUGCUUCUAUAUUGCUGAUCAUGCUGAUGAGUUUGCACAGGCUGGUGGCAAUAGUGUGGCCGAAACGUGUCGCCGCGCUGACGGACCACAAGGCCCUUACACGGGUGCUGGUGGGACUCUGGGUUCUUGCUCUGGGACUCUCAGUGCCUGUCUUGGUUUUCAGGACCACAAAUGGGAACGGCACCACAACUGGGAACAGCGAAGGGCCUUUUGUGUGUGACUGCAAGCACCCACAACCACAAUAUGUGGUGAUGCAGUACUGUAUGGAAACAGUGCUGGCCUUCUUGUUGCCGUACGGUGUGAUCAUAGGCAGUUAUAUGUGCAUAUUACGCAGAAUCCGCAAGACGCGCUUUCGCAGACGCAUCCGCAGCGAGAAACUCAUUCUGGCGAUCAUCAUCACCUUCGGACUGUUCUGGCUGCCCUACCACAUCAUAAACAUGGUGCAGGUGGCUGCUAUAUUACACCCAAAAGAUUCUCCAGGAAAAGAAAGACUAGAUAAGAUCUGGAUGUCGCUGCGAGCGCUCACCUCCACCGUGGCCUUCGUCAGUAGCUGCAUAAAUCCUGUCCUCUACACCUUCGCUGCAAAGUCGUACAUCCGGAGGGAGGGCCUGGCUUUCAUGGCUCGGCUGUUCGAGGGAACGGCGCUGGAGUCGUCACGGAAGGGACGGCGGAGCAAUCAGAACAGCCGAGACCGAGAGAAGGAAACUGAUGAAGGAGAAAGUCUCAAAGACAAAGACUCAGAUUCCAUCACUACCCCUAACGCGAGCUCGAUUAUUAAAGUUGUGCUACAGAAAAAUGGAAAAUGAGCGAAUGACUGCGAAAUUCAAUUUACGGUCAAAGUUGCGCUGUAUGUUGUUCCAGUGUUGCAUGGCGAGUUAAUCAGGACAGCUUGUUCUUUUAAAACAGAUAAAAGUGAAUCCAAGUUUCUUUUAUAAAAUAAAAACUUUGUACCAACUUUAAAAAAA
Megalobrama amblycephala (Wuchang bream) is the source of this 1786-nucleotide messenger RNA. RefSeq names its product leukotriene B4 receptor 2a (gene ltb4r2a). Gene Ontology annotation, cellular component: membrane. Bases 425 to 1627 code for a protein of 400 amino acids. The record is from RefSeq and is a predicted model, not a curated record. The transcript is spliced from 6 exons. NCBI's taxonomy places the organism in Eukaryota, Metazoa, Chordata, Actinopteri, Cypriniformes, Xenocyprididae. Gene Ontology annotation, biological process: G protein-coupled receptor signaling pathway. Gene Ontology annotation, molecular function: leukotriene receptor activity.